Molecule: messenger RNA, 2573 nt
Organism: Linum tenue
Lineage: Eukaryota; Viridiplantae; Streptophyta; Magnoliopsida; Malpighiales; Linaceae
Source: the annotation of a GenBank genome assembly
AUGAGGCACUAUUCAUCAAGCCUGCAUGGGGAAGAAGAUGAUGAUCAUCCUCUCAUCCAUCACCAACAACAACAAGAAACCCAUCAGAUCUGGGAUCCUGAGGCCGCCCAGGCCGCCGCUCUCCUCGACGACUCCAUUUUCUACACCGGCGCCGACGACUUCCCACCGCUCCUACCGGACUUCCCUUGCAUGUCCUCCUCCUCGUCGUCUUCCUCCACUCCGGCCCCGCUCAAGACCACCGCCACCAUGAGCUGCUCCUCCACAUCCUCCGCCUCCUCCUCCGCGGCGUCCUGGGCCGCCUUGAGGUCCGACGCAGACCACGACGACGACGACAACCGCCGGCGCUACUACAACAACAAGGACCACCAAGUUGUGAACCACCAGAUCGAGAUCGAGAUGGCCAGCAACAACAACGACAACAACAACGAUAGCAACUGCUGCUAUGACUACCACCAUCUCAACAACAACAACAACAACACCGAUCUGCAGGUCGAUACUCCUUCCGGUGGUGGAGCUCUGUCCUCCACCGCCUCGAUGGAGGUGGCUCAUCACGCUCCUCCGUCGGAGCAAGGAGUGGACUGUUGCAUGGACGUGAUGGAUGAGUUGGGGUACAUGGAUCUCCUCGACACCAACGAUUUCUUCGAUCCCUCCUCCAUCUUCCAAGGGGACCACCAAAACCUCCUCCUCCCCGCCGAUCUCCAACCCCAGCAUCCUGAUCAUGAUGAACAAAUGAUGACGACGAUGAUGAUGACGGAUAACGAUAAUCCGACCAACAACAACGGCAUCGAGACCACCACCACCACCACCGCCACGCAGUUACUCCAGGGAGCGGAGGAGGAGGAGGACUUGGGGUCGGUGUUUCUGGAGUGGCUCAAGAACAACAAGGAGAACGUGUCGGCGGAAGACCUGAGGAGGGUGAAGAUCAAGAAAUCGACCAUCGACUCCGCCGCCAGGCGCUUGGGCGGUGGGAGGGAAGCCAUGAAGCAGCUCGUCAAGCUGGUGCUCGAGUGGGUGCAGACCAAUCACCUCCACCGCCGCACCACCACCACCACCGCCGCUGCUGACGUGUCCGCAAGUUCGGAUCCCGUACCUCCACCCCCGAGUUACACCAACCAGCAGGUGUACCAGUUAGUUCAAGAACCCGGCCCAGAUCCGAACCCAAUUCAGGGCCCAUGGGUUGGGCCUCCAGUACCUCAGUAUCCGGAUCUGGCUGCAGGAGGAGUCUCGGUCGGGUAUCCACCGAAUAUCGGGUACGGCGUGGCCGACCCGUUUGCAAGGCGGACGGGUCCGAAUUUCGGCAAUUACCCCGCGGCUGCUGAUUAUAAUCAGGUAAUUGAGCCGGCUCCGUCGUGGCCGGGUUCCCAAUUCGCUAUGUUUCCGGCUGCGGAGAGUCAACUCGGGUCGGGGCAGAUGCAUGCGUUUCCCGGGUACCCGUAUCUUCCAGCCGGGAUGGGACUGGGAGGAGGAGAUAAUAGUAAUACUACCCUGGUGAGGAUGGGUUCUUCUGCUACGAAGGAGGCGAGGAAGAAGAGGAUGGCAAGGCAGAGGAGGUUUCUGUCGCACCACCACCGCAAUCAUCAUCAUCAUCACCAGAGUCAGCAUCAAGCGGCCGCCGGUGGAGGCCAGCACCACGGCGGCUUCGUUGAGCAUCCGGUGGGCCCAACAUCGCAGCAGCAGCAGCAGCAGCAGGGGAAUUUGGUCUACUGGCCACCGGCGCACCAAGGCAGCAGUGGCCUCGUGGCGGUGGCAUCUGGCCCAGCUCCGGCGGCGGAUGGAUCGGCGGUGCAAAACGCGGAUCGGCCGGGCAUGCAGAAUCAGAAUACACAGAGGCAGGGUGGCGGGGCGUCUGAGAAACGACAGGGAUGGAAGCCAGAGAAGAACUUGAGGUUUCUGUUGCAGAAGGUGCUGAAGCAGAGUGAUGUUGGCAACCUUGGCAGGAUAGUUUUACCCAAGAAGGAAGCUGAGACCCAUCUGCCUGAACUGGAGGCAAGGGACGGAAUCUCGAUCGCCAUGGAAGACAUCGUCACUUCUCGAGUAUGGAACAUGCGUUACAGAUUCUGGCCCAACAACAAAAGCAGGAUGUAUCUCCUUGAAAACACAGGAGAUUUCGUGAGAGCCAACGGACUGCAGGAAGGCGAUUUCAUAGUCAUCUACUCCGACAUAAAAUGUGGCAAAUACUUGAUACGAGGAGUGAAGGUGAGGCAGUCGGGGUUCAAACCGGAGAGCAAGAAGGCGACUGGCAAAUCUCAGAGAAACGGCCAUGCAAAUUCUCCAGCAGCAGCAGCUAACGCUUUACCCAUGGCUCAGUCUUAGCAGCAUCAGACGGUGAAGUAAAUAAAGCCAAUAAAAUAACCUUGUUGAUGUAUACAGAUAAAGCCAACUUUCUGGUAUCCGCAGCCUGACAGACCUCUAACAACCGCGCUCUCUCUCUCUCUCUCUCUCCUUCAUGCGCGAAACAUGGGUUAGCGAGCCGAGAAAAAAAAAUGGAUGGUGAUUGCCUGAUUGGGCCAUUUUCAAAAGUUGGCCAAACAUUUCGCCUCUGUUUUGGUUGUUUCUGAGUCACAGAACAGAAG